Molecule: messenger RNA, 2166 nt
Organism: Trichoderma atroviride IMI 206040
Lineage: Eukaryota; Fungi; Ascomycota; Sordariomycetes; Hypocreales; Hypocreaceae
Molecular function (GO): lipase activity
Source: RefSeq, a predicted model, not a curated record
AUGAUCCUCGGUCCCAUAUCUCUCAUCGACUGCUUCGUCUUUUGCUUUUACCUCGCACCGCAGCUGCUUCAUCAAGCUGGCUUCUUCCCCACAGCACUCGUCGUUCUGAGGGCCAUUCCAUUUCUAUUAUUUACUCUACCACUUCAAUUUGUGUGGAACCGUUACUUCAGGAGCUACUCUUCUCACAAAUCUUCCCACCUCAAAAACUCUACCAUAUUCGAGGACUUUGUCAUCCGCUGCGUGCGAUAUGCAUUUGCUACCAUACCAGCAAACGUCGGGAGAGUCUUCUUUUCCAAGGACGUGGCACUCCCCUUUCUCAAGUGGCGCAUGAAGAGACACGGAUUCAAGGACUUUCCAGUGUAUUGGAAAGAAGAAACUAUUGGAGAGGGAGACGCCAAAGUCAAGGGGAUCUGGAUUAAACAGAAUUGCGAGGUUGAGCCAGAUAUUGUCAUCUACUACGCGCAUGGCGGCGGGUUCGCCAUGGGCACCAGCUACUUUUACUUUGAGUUUCUUCUAGCAUGGCACAGCCUACUGGUUGAUGCUGGGUAUGAGAACCCAGCCAUCUUUGCUCUGGACUACAGUCUGGUUCCAGACGAGGUGUAUCCCACUCAGAUUCUCCAAACGCUACAGGGCUACAAGCAUGUGUUGGAGGAGGUAGAGGAUGCCUCCAAGGUGUGCGUUGCUGGCGAUUCCGCCGGCGGUACACUCAUCCUUAGCAUGUUGCUCGAGGUCGGGAUUCAGGUUCAGAAUCAGCAGGCCAGAGGGGCCAAACUAGGGAUGAGCAAACACGAAUUGGAAGAUAUUCGACCAAAGUUUGCUAUACCGCAGAUGGCCAUGUUGAUCUCUCCUUGGAUCACUCUGGCCUCGAGUCUCCACUUUCCGUCUCGCGUUGACUACUUGAAUAGGGGCACUCUCUGGAAGUACGCACACCAGUAUGCGGGGGAUGCAAUGAUUCACGGCGGAGUGGCGUCGCCUGGGAGGUGCGAUGAUGUCAAACUAUGGAAAGCAGCCAGCCCCGAGCGUGGCUACUUUAUCACGUAUGGCAGCGACGAGGUGCUGGCGCCAGACAUCGAGAGCUUUGUGGAGCGCCUGGGCGCCGGCAAGGUCGAAAUUGAAGCUCGAAGAUUCGACGGCGGAAUCCAUGCAUGGCCUGUAGCGUCGCUCUUCUUAUCAAGCACCAGGAGGAAGCGUCUCUAUGGGCUGCAGACUAUAGUGGGAGAGAUUAGAAAGAGAUUCGAUAAAGCUCCAGCAGGGAAGAUGAGGCAGAAGAAGAGGCUGUCAGAUUAGAUCAAGUUCUACAAUGUAAUCAUAGAGAGAUCAAUGUGGAAAGUCAGGAACCAGAGCGCCAAGGCUCGGCUUCGUCAUUUUCCUGAUCGGGCUCAGAUUUUAAAGCUCACUAUUGUUUAUCAUCGCACAGCCGAAAGGGGGGGAGGGGUGAAGGAGAGGUAAUCGACGUGAUUUGACGGAAUGAUUUAAUGAAAUGCUCAAUGAAAUGCCACUGACCUGUGAUACGGUUCGUUGCCUGGUGUGGGUUUAUGCAUCAUCCCCAGGCAGCUCCAGGCAGCUCAGUGCCCGUGGAUGACUGGAUAUGUCUGCCUCAGAUCCUGACGCAUACCAGGCUGCGAUAAGACAGGCUCAGGGAGACAGAUUCGAGUCUGAGCGGACACAAGAACGCUGGCAUCCUGGCAGCGAGAAACAGAGAAUGCGCACAUCCCUUGCAUGCCAGGAGUAAAUAUUUCCCGAGAGUGCAGUUCCAAGCCAGAACCAAGUAGCGAAGGAUGAAGGACAAUAUCGAAGUGAAAGCGAGGUGCAGGAUUUGGUACAGUUGAAGCGGCUGCACGAUUAUGAGUAGCGUCGGAGUCGUAGCACCUAUUUCUUCACGCAAAGAGCCGCAUCCACGCCCGAUGUAACGACAGCAUUUUCCCCUGACGGCAGAGCAUUUGUGCCGGCCCUGGUUCUGGUUGCGGUUCAGACUCCGUCGAGGUGAGAAUCAGCCAGGCCAAGCACGCAAAAAAGAGCCGCAAAAAGAGCCGCAAUGCAUAUGUCGAGCCAGCCACAUGGCUGCUCAUGGCUGCUCCAGCCAAAUCGAAUCGACCACGCAUCCUCUUUUUUUCGAGCCUCUCUCCCACGACUAUCCACCGCGGGCAUGGGUUCAUAGCGGCACGC